AUGAACAUGUCCACCAGGUCCAUCUGCUCUGACGCUUGCACUGACGCCUCCUGGCAGGUGGACGACUGUCCAGAGAGCUGCUGCGAGCCCUGCUGUGCCCCUAGCUGCUGCCAGCCCAGCUGCUGUGCCCCCAGCUUCUGUGCCCCAGCCUCCUGCCUGACCCUCAUCUGCUCCCCAGUGAGCUGUGUGUCCAGCCCCUGCAGUCAGUCAGUCUGCACCAGCUGCUGCACCUCGUCCCCCUGCCAGCAGUCCUGCUGUGUGCCUGUGUGCUGCAAGCCCGUGUGCUGUGUGCCCAUCUGCUCUGGAGAUUCCUCCUCAUCCUGCCAGCAGUCUAGCUGUGAGCCCUCUUGCUGCUCCUCCUCCCCCUGCCAGCAGUCCUGCUGUGUGCCCGUUUGCUGCAAGCCCUCCUCCAGCGUGUCCCUGCUCUGCCGCCCCGUGUGCAAGCCUGCCUGCUGUGUGCCUGAUUCCUCCUGCUGUGCCUCCUCCUGCCAGCCCAGCUGCUGUGGCCCAGCAGCCUCCAGUGUGUCCCUGCUCUGCCGCCCCGUGUGCAAGCCCGCCUGCUGUGUACCUGAUUCCUCCUGCUGUGCCUCCUCCUGCCAGCCCAGCUGCUGUGGCCCAGCAGCCUCCAGUGUGUUCCUGCUCUGUCGCCCUGCCUGCAGUGGGCCCUGCUGUUGA
Castor canadensis (American beaver) is the source of this 675-nucleotide messenger RNA. RefSeq lists its product as uncharacterized. Gene Ontology annotation, cellular component: keratin filament. The record is from RefSeq and is a predicted model, not a curated record. Lineage: Eukaryota; Metazoa; Chordata; Mammalia; Rodentia; Castoridae.